AUGCUCGGCCACUUCAGCCUCGGCCUCCUGGUCGUCUGGGCCUGCGCUCUGGUCAAUACCGUCGUCUCUGUUCCGGUCGCUUCCACCACCGUCUCCAACACUGGUGACCAGCAGAAGACUGCUUCCAUCCGCGCUGCUGACGGCGUCUUCAGAGGCAGACGCCAUGGUCCAUCGGAGAUGCGACGUACCUUCAACAAGUACAACAUCCCCAUCCACGAGAACCUGCACAAUGCUGUCAACCGCUACCUUGAGGAGGUACCCGCAGACCAAACUGGAAGUGUUCCGGCAACAUCGAUAGAGGGCGACCUUGAGUUCGUCGCUCCUGUGGGCAUUGGCACACCAGCCCAGAUUCUGAGCCUCGACUUUGACACUGGCUCUGCAGAUACCUGGGUUUUCUCCAAUGACACUCAGGCCAAGGCAGUCAAGGGCCAGGAGAUCCUGGAUCUCAGCAAGUCGACGACGGCCCAGCAAAUCCCCAACUGCACAUGGAGCAUCAUCUACGGCGACUUCUCGAGCUCGUCAGGACUUGUGUACCGUGACACCUUCACACUCGGCGACCUGUCUAUCCCCAACAUGACGAUCGAGUCUGCCCAGAGCGUCUCGCAGCAGCUCAGCAAACAGAAGGCCAUGUCGGGCCUGGUCGGACUUGCCUUCGGCAGCAUCAUCCAGACCACGCCCGUCCAGAAGGCCUUUCUGGACUUCCUGCCCGACGUCCUGAAGAACCCCGUCUUCACCGUGGAUUUGCGACACAACAGCAGCGACGGGUCCUACAACUUCGGUUUCAUCGACGAUUCCCUCCACACUGGUGACUUGGAGUACAUCAACGUCGACAGCUCGGAUGGCUUCUGGAGCGUGCAGAUGAAGGGCUUCGCCACGCAGGGCUCGGCCAUCUCGUACGAGUUCGCGGCGCCGCCGGCCGUCAUCCUCGACACGGGCUCGACGCUGUUCUACGCGCCGGACCAGGCGGUCAAGCAGUACUACAAGACCGUGCCGGGGGCCAACUUCUCGUACGAGGAGUACGGCUGGAUCAUCCCGUGCAACGCGACGCCGCCCAGCUUCCUGUGGGAGCUGGCGGACGCCAACGGCACCGUGGUCCAGGGCGAGCUGCCCGGCGACUACCUGGUCUACUCGCGCCUCAACGCGACCCUGAGCCCCGGCGCCCCGCCCGACUACUGCUACUCGGGCCUCCAGACCCUCGGCGGCUUCACCUCGCUCGAGGGCAUCUUCGGCGACGUCUUCCUCAAGGCCGGCUUCCAGGUCUUUGACGUCGCCCGCAAGCGCGUCGGCUUCGCGCCCAAGGCCCUGCCCGGCAUCCAGCACCCGGAUCCCCGUGGCGGCGGCGACGACGACGACGCCGAGGCGCACUCCGAGGGUGCGAAGAGGGCUGUCGAGAUGCCUAAGGAAAAGAUCAUGCUCUACUGA
Molecule: messenger RNA, 1422 nt
Organism: Neoarthrinium moseri
Lineage: Eukaryota; Fungi; Ascomycota; Sordariomycetes; Amphisphaeriales; Apiosporaceae
Exons: 3
Coding region: 1-1422 (473 amino acids)
Biological process (GO): proteolysis
Molecular function (GO): aspartic-type endopeptidase activity
Source: RefSeq, a predicted model, not a curated record